This is a messenger RNA of Guillardia theta CCMP2712, 1272 nucleotides long. RefSeq lists its product as hypothetical. Lineage: Eukaryota; Cryptophyceae; Pyrenomonadales; Geminigeraceae. Bases 1 to 1272 code for a protein of 423 amino acids. Gene Ontology annotation, molecular function: mRNA binding. The transcript is spliced from 10 exons. The record is from RefSeq and is a predicted model, not a curated record.
AUGCGAAAGAACUUGGGUUCACACGGAUUCCUCGCUGUACUCCUCCUCUGUUUCUUCGCUGUUGGCAUCGUACAGGCAGAGAAAGAGAACUCCGCUGCAUCAAAUUACGAAGAAAGCGGCGGAAUAGAUAUACCAAAGCUCCCUGACGAAGCGGAGAGCACGUGGGUUCCAGACUUUGAUGACCUCGAUAUGGAUGCGGUCAUGCAAGAAACCGAGAACUCGCCUGCGGAGUCAAAAUUCCAAGACGUUGAGCCCAUCCGAGAGCAACCGGCGCCGUCCUCCAACAGCAGCGAGAUAGUGGCGCUAUCCUCCAACAAGAGCAAGGCGAUCCUAGAGGAGCUCAGCACUGCCGACCAGCAGAUUGUGGAGAUUCUUAGGGAAAUGAGGGAGAGUGGACAGAACAUGGACAUGAAGGUGUGGAGGAAGCUGAAGAGGGAGGGAGUGAGGGUAGCCCACAUGAAGGAAGCAGGGUUGGCGAAUGAGUUUGGUGUUCUGACCGACCCAACUCGAUCCAAGGAGUCUGAAAAGAUCGGGCGAACUUUCAAGGGGGUCGACGGGUCACUCCUCCUUAAAGACUCUCUUGGAAGAUUCCCAGCAUGGACGCGGCAAGGAGUUCAUUCCUCACAGCGCAUCGACACCAACCCUCUUGCACUCGUCACAGUCCGAGAUGGAACCCUGGUGGAUGCGCAGGGGGGGGAGAGGAAGGUGACCUUGUACAACCCGCUCUACGGCAUGCCCAAUGUCUCCUUCGACGUCGUGGUCCCGGAGGAAGUGAUAGAGCGGCACAGGAAUGUUAGCAAGUGCAUUAUGACGGCAGGUGGUAUCAUCUAUCGAGAUCGAGUCUUGGAGGAGUGGCCGGACAACGACUUCCGUCUCUUCAUCGGCGAUCUUGGCCAGCAUGCCACCGAUCAAUCUCUCACCAGCGUCCUCCGCGACUGGAAAGGUUUCAACAUGGCGAGGGUUGUUGUCGACCGUACCACCGGGCGCUGCAAGGGCUACGGCUUCGCCUCCUUCUCCUCCGCCGAGCAUGGCGUCGCUCUGAUCCGGCACCAGUGGCGGAGUGAAGACAAGAUUUGCCUCUCCGGGAGGCCGUUGGUGAUCAAGAAGAGCACGUGGCAGAAGAAAAUCCUCAGGCCAGAGAAGAUGCCGGAGCACAUGAAGCGCGUCUACGACUCCAUGGGGAUCCAGAAGGACGAGCUGCAGUGGCAACUUGACCUCUUUGCUCGCAAGGGGCUCAAGUUCAAGCCCGACAAGAAGCUGCGGAGUACGUGA